AUGUGCACAGUGACCUACUUCCACAACAAAACCUGCCGCCACACGUGGGCCGUCAUCACGAACAGCUGCGCUCCCCUGAUGGGCUUCUCGACCUGCCCGUCGUUUGCGUGCGGCGCCGGAGCCACCAAGGACAGGCCGGCCUUUUACAAGACAGCCACGAGGGCGUGCCCGCGCUGCAGCGAGGCCGCGGGCGUGCGAUAUGAUGGGAACCUGGUACGGGUCGUGGAGAGGAUGGGCUGGGGCUUGAAGAUUGGCGAGGGGCCCGACGAGGACGACUGGGGGGUCGACCUGAGGGUCACGGGGUGCGUGUGCGUCGUCUUGUGA
Metarhizium album ARSEF 1941 is the source of this 324-nucleotide messenger RNA. RefSeq lists its product as uncharacterized. The record is from RefSeq and is a predicted model, not a curated record. The coding region runs from base 1 to 324 and encodes 107 amino acids. The transcript has a single exon. NCBI's taxonomy places the organism in Eukaryota, Fungi, Ascomycota, Sordariomycetes, Hypocreales, Clavicipitaceae.